This is a messenger RNA of Hevea brasiliensis (rubber tree), 1328 nucleotides long. RefSeq names its product protein DOUBLE-STRAND BREAK FORMATION. Gene Ontology annotation, biological process: meiotic DNA double-strand break formation. Bases 67 to 972 code for a protein of 301 amino acids. Lineage: Eukaryota; Viridiplantae; Streptophyta; Magnoliopsida; Malpighiales; Euphorbiaceae. The transcript is spliced from 5 exons. The record is from RefSeq and is a predicted model, not a curated record.
UUUUCCCUCCCAAAUCGAACAGAAGACAACGUCCAGCUCUCAUCCGCCAAACAAAACUCACAUUUCAUGUAUCCUUGUAGACGGCCGGACCGCCAGAUCCAAUCGCUCCUCCGUAACAACCAGCAGCCGGCAGCCACUCACUUGGCAUUAAGCCAUGACCUCCCUUUUUAUCGACACUUUUCGGCGAAUGCGGCUAGUGUCAAGCUUACGGCGAUAUAUGGUGACCUUGCUGAGGCUAGAAAGAAACCACGGCAAUUGCCGCCGAUUAAGGCCGAGGUCGAGACCAUCCGACAAGAGCUUCAAAGAGGAAGAUUCAGUGACGAAACACUGCAAAUACUUGAAUCGCUUUUGGUAUGCAAAGAUGCGAAGUCGUUAAUGGAAACAAGAUCAAGCUUGACAGAGUUCAUGAGAUCCAAAUCUCUCUCCGUUAUGCGUGAUAUUACAGAGAAAACUGUUGAACAAAAGCUUUGGAUUAUGGAAUUUUUUGUUCGUGCUUUUGCUCUCUUAGGGGAUAUUGAGGGUUGUUUGGCUCUGAAAUACGAGUCCUUGCUUUUGCGGCAAGUCAAGUCUUCAGGUUGCCCGUUUCUACAAGUUUCAUCUAUGGAAUGGUUAAAUUUUGCUGAGCACUUGCUUGAUAAUGGCUUUUAUCCUAUUGCAAGACAGGCAUGUGAAAAUGCCUUGUUAGGCAUUCAAAAGGAUGAUGUUGUCAAUGCCAAAAUAUGUGAAUUCUCUGGAAGCAAAAGAAUAAAAAGAAUCAGGGACCAUGCUGUCAUAUCCUCAGCUUCAGGUUCUGUCCAGGCACAGGCAACAGAGUACUUGAAAAGGAAAACAAUUGAGAAGAGCAACAUAUGUUCCCCAGUUAGUAAAGACAUACAAAGUAUGGCUAACAUUCUGUUCCGAAAUGGAAUCAAGAAGCGAAAUGUACGACAAUUGCUUGAAUCCCAACGUAUGCGCAUAGCAAAAAACUAUUAAAUUCACUGCCAAUGAAAUGAGAAUGUGGAUGAUGCUAUGCUGCUGAUAGAAUAGAUGAAUGAGUUCAUUCCCUUCAACCAAAAGAAUAUAAGCUUGGAUUAGCUAGCCACCUUAGUCAGGUCAGUCCAUGUCUAAUAAAAUUGUGAAUUGUAUAUUUUUGCAUAGGUUGAUCAAGAAUGUCCACCAAAUUGAGAGUAUUGUUUGAUAUGGAAGAAAAUGGUUAGGCAGUAAUGUCCUGUUUUACGUAUAUCAUGCUCCCUUUGCUUUAGACUAGCCAUGUCAAGGUCUUUCAAAGAUUGCUAGCGAUACCUGAACAUUCGUUUGUUCAUAUGAAUGUGAUGAAAUAUAUUCCUCUC